UCAUUCCAGGACAAUCCUCCGUAUGAUAAGGGAGCCUUCAGAAUCGAAAUCAACUUUCCAGCAGAGUAUCCCUUCAAACCUCCUAAGAUUACAUUUAAAACAAAGAUCUAUCACCCUAACAUUGAUGAAAAGGGGCAGGUUUGUCUGCCAGUCAUUAGUGCUGAAAACUGGAAGCCAGCAACCAAAACUGACCAAGUAAUCCAGUCCCUCAUAGCACUGGUGAAUGACCCACAGCCUGAGCACCCUCUUCGGGCUGAUCUAGCUGAAGAAUACUCUAAGGACCGUAAAAAAUUCUGUAAGAACGCUGAAGAGUUUACAAAGAAAUAUGGUGAAAAGCGACCAGUGGACUAAAAUCUGACAAAGUUGAUGUCAGCAACGUGUGAUAGAAGAUCUGGAGCAGUGCAUUUCAGACAUACCACAAAGCAGGGCUGUAUGGAAAAUUGACAAGUGCCACCUUUUAGUGUUAACUUGUGGCUGUUACUAACUUUCUACAGCUUUCUUAAUCAAAAGUGGUCUAGGUAACCUGUAAAAAAAGGAAUAAAAAAUUAAGAUGUUCUAGUUCUGCUUUCUUUGUUUAAAAAUCACUGCUUCAGUAUAUUUUAAAGGAUGCUGUUUCUUUUUCUUGUCAGAAUUUAACAAAAAUAUCUUAGACUUAUAGUCUGCCCUUAACAUUUAAAAGGUUGUGGCUGGUGGUU
Messenger RNA from Pelodiscus sinensis (Chinese soft-shelled turtle), 695 nucleotides. The record is from RefSeq and is a predicted model, not a curated record. NCBI's taxonomy places the organism in Eukaryota, Metazoa, Chordata, Testudines, Trionychidae.